Molecule: messenger RNA, 1872 nt
Organism: Ochotona curzoniae (black-lipped pika)
Lineage: Eukaryota; Metazoa; Chordata; Mammalia; Lagomorpha; Ochotonidae
Gene: LRRC25
Product: leucine rich repeat containing 25
Exons: 2
Coding region: 287-1240 (317 amino acids)
Source: RefSeq, a predicted model, not a curated record
AUCUUAGCCAAUCAGAGCUUCCAGAAUGUUUCAUGGGCGGGGCCCAGGUCAAGUUUAAAAGUGCUGGGAAAAGAGGCAGGGCCUGGAGCAAGGAGGAGGGCAGCCAGCGGCCGGGUUAGGGCGCCCAUUGCCCAGCCCAGGAAGACUGAGGGCCAGCCCCAGGCAGAGCUGGGGCAGGACGGCGGCAGAGGCUGCAGCAGCGGCCUGAGCUAGGACCAUAAUAAACUUAGCAGGUUUGGGGUCAGGGUUAAGUUUCCGCUUGGAGUAUCUCUUGCAGUUUGCUUGAAUGGGGGUGGCCCCGGGCAGGCUGCUGCCGCCACGGCCACCGCCUCUGCUGCUGUCACUGCUGCUGCUACAGGUGCCAGGAGGCCACGGGUCCGAGUCGGAUUGCCUUUCUCCCAAAACCUGGAACUGGAGCGGCUCAUUUUCCCACACUUGCCUGAACUUGACUGGCCUGGAUUUGAACCUGCCACAGAAAGACCAGAUGCUGAACGCCCCGCAGCUGCAGGUGCUCCAUCUGUCCGGGACGGGCCUGCAGGAGCUCCCGCCGCCUGCCUUCUUCGCCCACCUGCAGCAGCUGCGGGUCCUGUGGGCGACGGACAACGUGCUGCGCCAUGCCGACGGGGCGCUGGCCGCCCUGUGCCACCUUGACCUCAGGGCGGACUGCAGCUGUGUGCUCACCACCUGGCAUGAAGUGCGGCUGGGCAACUGCUCUGGCCAGCAGCCGCCCCUGCAGUGCCGGCUGGGGGGCAUCGCUGGACCUUGGUACAACCUUUCCAGUUUCCUGGAGACAGACUGCGGCCCUGGCCUUGCCCCGGCUGCCGUUGGAGCAGCGGUGGCCGGCGGUGGCCUGCUGCUGCUGACGCUGGCCGUGCUGGGCCCGCUGCUGGCUCGGAGACAAUGGCUGCGGCGCUCGGGCCAUGGGGACCUGAACAAGGCCUGGACCGGUGCUCGGGAUGAGGCGGGGCCUGGCUCGAGGCAGCAGCAGCUGUACAGCCCGGGUAUCCGGGCCCCAGUGGCCACCCCUCCUGGCUCCCCCUCGGCGACAGAAGUUCCUGACUAUGAGAACAUGGUCCUGGGGCAGCCGCCUGUGGCCGGGGCCCACCCCUCGGAGGACAGCGACUUCUACAUGAACUACACCGGCGACGGCACCGACAACCAGCCCGUGUACUGCAACCUGCACACGCUGGCACGGGCCUCGCUGGACGAAGAUGAUUACAUGGUGGCCGGGAGCCACUGACCUCGGCUGCGGGGUCACUGCGGGGGGUGGGGGAGUCAAGGCAGUUCCACUUCCCCUGCCCCCUAACAGACUCACAGCACAGGGAGUCAGUCACUGCACCCACUCCAGCCCCAUGCACCAUCUCCCUGCUGUCUGUGUGCACGUGGUGCUCAAUAAAUGCUUGGGGUUGGCAGUGGCAUUGGGCUCUGGCUUCCUGGCAGUGGGGGCUGCAUCUCUCGCCCCCCACGCCCCGGUUCUCUUUACCCAGCCGGCCCUAGGAAGGGCGGCUGCCUCCCUCCCUCACACACACAUAUGCCCUCCGUAACGCCACCUCGCACCCAGGUGCUGUCAGCCCUGCCGCCUCCUUCCGCUCCGGAAAACUGUGUUUCCUGGUUUCCCCCCUAACUUUUGUUCCUUCUCCAGAGCUGAGGGGGAGGGGCGACACUUGAUGUCACCUUCCUGUUUUUUUUUUUUUUUAACUUUUCCCCUCCCUGGGCAGGAUUGGGGAACCAGAGCUUGCCCUGGAUCGGAAGUGGAGCAGGCUGGACUCAAACUGGUGCCCAUGUGGGACGGUAGCACUGCAGGUUGCAGACUAACCCCGCUCCACCACGGCACCCCCUCUCCACAUGCGUGAAAAUAUAUUCCUCCACUUA